Molecule: messenger RNA, 1195 nt
Organism: Austrofundulus limnaeus
Lineage: Eukaryota; Metazoa; Chordata; Actinopteri; Cyprinodontiformes; Rivulidae
Product: E3 ubiquitin-protein ligase RNF19A
Biological process (GO): protein ubiquitination
Molecular function (GO): ubiquitin-protein transferase activity; zinc ion binding
Source: RefSeq, a predicted model, not a curated record
CUGUCUCUGUCUCUGUCUCUGUCUCUGUCUCUGUCUCUGUCUCUGUCUCUGUCUCUGUCUCUGUCUCUGUGGACAUUCAGACUGAGAAGUUUGACUCCCUGUGAGUCGAGGGGGAUUUUUUACUUUAUUUUUCAUGACGUCACCUCUUUGUGCUUCUGCUCUGUCACUCUGCUCCUGAUCUGGUUUUGUGGAAGGAAGAGGACUCUCAUUAAAACCUGUUAGUUGAAGACCCACAGAGGGGACAGAAAGUGGGACAAAUGGGAUCAGAAAAGGACUCCGAAUCGUCCCACUCCUCGGUGAGUGGCGUCCCAAAGUGCCAUGAAGCUGGUAAACGGAGACGGAUCCCCUUCCACAGCCUCUUCCACAGGAAGCGGGGGUCCCGGGGCAGCAGGGGCUCCAAAGGAGGAGCGGCCCCACCUUUAGCGCAGCAGCCGCACCCGUCCGCCUUGACUUCACCGCCCGCCGCUGCCUCCGCGACCCCCGCGGCCGCCGACAAGGACGCGGCCUGCAGCGCCCCGUCCAGGCUGCUGUCCUCCAGCCGGCCGUCCCUGGCCUCGGGGGAGCCCGACCUCCUGGAGUGCCCCCUGUGCCUGGUGCGUCAGCCCGCCGAGCAGCUGCCUGAGCUGCUGGGCUGCAGCCACCGCUCCUGCCUCUGCUGCCUCCGCCAGUACCUCCGCAUCGAGAUCACCGAGAGCCGCGUGCAGCUCAGCUGCCCCGAGUGCGCCGAGCGGCUGGCGCCCCGGCAGGUGGCCGACAUCCUGGACGACGCGGCGCUGCUGGAGAAGUACGAGGAGUUCCUGCUGAGGAGGUGCCUCGCCUCCGACCCGGACUGCAGGUGGUGCCCGGCGCCGGACUGCGGGUUCGCGGUCAUCGCCUCGGGCUGUGCCAGCUGCCCCCGGCUGGUGUGCCGCAGGGACGGGUGCGGCGCCGAGUUCUGCUACCACUGCAAACAGGCRUGGCACCCCAACCAGACCUGCGACUCGGCCCGCCAACAGAGGGCCCAGUCCCUGCACACCCACUCGCCCAGCUACACCCAGGAGCAGGGUCCUGCUGACGACAUCAAGCCCUGCCCUCGCUGCGGCGCCUACAUCAUCAAGAUGAACGACGGCAGCUGCAACCACAUGACCUGCGCCGUGUGCGGCUGCGAGUUCUGCUGGCUCUGCAUGAAGGAGAUCUCAGACCUGCACUACCUCAG